AUGGAAGAUAGAAAAACAAUGAGCGCUGGAGUUUUUAAAAAAGUAGGUGGGAAUUUAGAAAUAGUUAAAAUGUCAAUACCAAAACCAAAACAAGGUUGGGUAAGAAUUAAAGUUCAUUAUUGUGGUGUGUGUCACAGUGACAACUCAUGUAAAUAUGGUAUUUUGAAAAAUGAAUAUCCAAGAGUUUCAGGUCAUGAAGUAUUAGGUGAAAUUGAAAAAUUAGGUGAUGGUGUUGAUCCAAUUAAAUUUAAAAUUGGUCAUUUGGUUGGAGUUGGUUGGAAUGGUGGUAAUCAUUGUGGUAGUUGUAGAGAAUGUUUAAAUAAUAAUCGUUUAUUUUGUAAAAAUUCAUUAAUUACUGGUAUUAGUAUUGAUGGUGGAUAUGCUGAAUAUAUUGUAGUACCAUCAGAUGCAUUGGCAUUCAUACCAGAAGGAAUGAAUGCUGAAGAAACUGCACCAUUAUUAUGUGCUGGUGUAACAGUGUACUGUUCAUUAAAAAACCAAAAUUUUAAAAAAGGUUCAUUAGUUGGUGUUUUAGGUAUUGGUGGUCUUGGUCAUUUGGCAAUUCAAUUUUGUAAGAAAAUGGGUUAUGAAGUUAUUGCCAUGUCAAGGGGAAAUUCAAAAGAGAAAACAUCUAGAGAAUUAGGAGCUUCACAUUUUGUAGACAUUGCAAAGGAAGGAUGGGUUGAACAAAUGAAACAAAUUGGCUCAGUUGAAUGUAUACUAUUAACAGCACCAUUUCCUCAUUUGGUUCAACCUUCUUUGGAAGCUUUGGGUGUAAAUGGAAAGUUAUUGCUUCUUUGUAUCAUUCCAGAACCAUUUUUUGCUGAUUCUCUAACUAUGAUUUUGGGUAAUAAAUCAAUUGUUAGCUGGUAUGUUGGUAAUUCAAAUGAUAUCCAAGAUACUUUAGAUUUUGCACACAAAAAUCAUAUAAAACCUAUUAUCCAAACUUUUCCAUUACAAGCUGUUAAUGAAGUUUUAGAUAAGAUAAAUGAAGCUAAUUUUAGAAGUGUGAUUAAAAUUUUAUAA
This is a messenger RNA of Dictyostelium discoideum AX4, 1026 nucleotides long. Its product is annotated as zinc-containing alcohol dehydrogenase. Lineage: Eukaryota; Evosea; Eumycetozoa; Dictyosteliales; Dictyosteliaceae. The record is from RefSeq and is a predicted model, not a curated record. Gene Ontology annotation, molecular function: oxidoreductase activity. The coding region runs from base 1 to 1026 and encodes 341 amino acids. The transcript is spliced from 4 exons.